AUGGCUGUGAUAAAAGUUGAACGUGGAUCAAUUGCUGAACAAUUGUUACAAUUCGGUGAUAUAAUCACAAAUAUUAAUGAUAAAAAAAUUGAAUCACAAAAAGAAUUUGAAGAAUUGUUAACAGAAUUUAGCAAAAACGAUUAUAAUAGUAAUAUUUAA
This is a messenger RNA of Loa loa (African eye worm), 159 nucleotides long. RefSeq lists its product as hypothetical. Gene Ontology annotation, molecular function: protein binding. The record is from RefSeq and is a predicted model, not a curated record. The transcript has 2 exons. The coding region runs from base 1 to 159 and encodes 52 amino acids. Lineage: Eukaryota; Metazoa; Nematoda; Chromadorea; Rhabditida; Onchocercidae.